AUGGAGCUGCCAUUUUUGCUGCCACAAAAUAAACGUGCACUACCUGGAGACGCACCUCGUCAAGCGAUCUCAAAAAGAGCCAAAAUAGACGAAGGAGGAGCACAAGAAAUUAUCAACUUAGAACAGGAAAAUGGAUGUGAAGACAAAACUAAAAAUAAGUCACUAGAUAUAGAUCUGGACAAGGAAAGUGAUGAGGAACAGAGCCAGAUGUUUGGGACAAGUGCGACUAGUACUCAAUUAUCCGAAAUCGAAGAGGUUCCAGCAACAGAGAAAGUUUCUACACAUAAAAUAAUGAAGAAUAAAUCACCUUUAAAGAAAGACGAACCAAAGAAAAAAGCAGAGAGUUCUGGACAUAAAAUUACUAAAGAGGAGAAACAUAAGAGAAAACUUCAAAAGGAUGAAGAGGCAAAGAAGAGGAGGGUGAAGAGAGAGAAAGAAGCGGAGGAAAGGAGAGCAAAAAAGCAGAAAGAGGCAUUGGAAAGGAAAGCAAAAAGAGAAAAGGAAAACGAAGAAAGAAGACUUCGUAAGGAGAAGGAAGCGAAGGAAAAGAAAAUAAGAAGAGAAAAAGUAGCUGAGGAAAGAAGGUUGAAGAAAGAGAGGAGGGAAAAGGAAAAGGAGGAAAGAAAACUAAAAUUUGAAGAAGAAAGAAGAAAGAAGAAGGAAGAGUUAGAAAAGAAAAACAAACUGAAGGAAGAAGAAAAGAGGAAGAAGGAAGAAGAAAAGAGGAAGAAGGAAGAAGAGAAACUACGAAAACAACAAAUAGAGGAGGAAAAACGUAAGAAACAAUCGAUAACAAAUUUCUUUCAUGUUAAGGCGACGAAGAAUUCGACUAAACUUUCAAGGACAAGUUUACCGGAGGCUCAGAAAGAGGAUGGGGAGAAUGAAGGUAAAUCUGACUUUGAAAAAUUCUUCCUUCCAUUUUAUGUGAAGGGAAAUACUCGUCUAGUUAAGCAUGAGAUUGACCUUACGAAAGAAGCCUCGUUGGAACAAUUUAUCAGAAAUGCCGAGAACGAUGAGAACACAUGCAAAUCAAGAACAGAUCUCAAUCAAUACUUUAGUAUACUUGCAAAUAAAGAGCUGAAAAAUGCUUCUGAAAUCAAACUUGAUUACAGAAAAGCUGGAGAUGUUGCGCAAAAAAUGAAUUUGGGUCUCAUAAAAGAUUCUCAGGAAGAUUUUGAGAAGGUUCCUCGUGCAUUUCUACAAUUCUAUGAGAAUAUGAAGGUGCCGUAUUGUGGUACCUCCUCGUAUACUAUUUUUGAUGUGAAAGAGACAUUAGCGACAAAUCCAUUCAUCAAAAUAACAUCAAAACAAGGACCAACUAUAAAUUAUGAAUACGAUUCAGAUUUGGAGGAAUCUGACGAUGAGGGAGACGGCGAAGAUAUUGAUCUUGAGAAUGACGAUGAGGACGACGAGGAUGAUGAAGAGGACAUAUCUAGUGUAUCUGAUAUAGAAGGCUUCGUCGAAAAAGAUGGUUCUGAUAGUCAAAAUUCUACGGAUUCAAAGCAGAAGAUUCUUGGACCAUUAAAACCAGAGACCAGAUGGCUUGGGCAAACAUUUUCGGAAAAAGAUGCAUUUGGCAAAUACUUCCAAGGUAUUAAAGUAAAGAAGGUACAGGCACAACUAAGCUUUCCAAUCAAUCCUUUUAAAAAUUACUGGGAUGGCUCGAAAAAGUAUGAGAGUGAGGAUAAUAGUAGCCAAUCAAAAUCUUUACCGAUAGGGACAGAUACACACACCGAGAGAUCACUAGAUACUAAUAACACGCAACCAGGUAUUAUGAAGGUGAGAAAAAAGACGCUUACUAAGGAAGAAGAUGUGAAGAAACUUGUGGAUUUUGUGAGGAAAAACUCAAAUUACACUUUAGGCACUUUAACUGAGUUGUUACAAAAACAAAUAUUUACGGAGUGCUCUAGAUCCAUAGUGAGAAAUAGCAUUAAACAUUUUGCUUCCUUUGACAAGAAACAGAACAGGUGGGUUAUAAACGCAGAUGCAACUUCUACUAUGACAAAUUAA
Messenger RNA from Brettanomyces bruxellensis, 2010 nucleotides. RefSeq lists its product as uncharacterized. The coding region runs from base 1 to 2010 and encodes 669 amino acids. The transcript has a single exon. NCBI's taxonomy places the organism in Eukaryota, Fungi, Ascomycota, Pichiomycetes, Pichiales, Pichiaceae. The record is from RefSeq and is a predicted model, not a curated record.